AUGCCUGCCAUGGCCGAGGUGAAGCCACUGCGCAAGCCGAAAGCCAGGAGCAAGGCAGGAGAAGGAGACGUGCAAGACUUCAGCGAGACCAAGGUCAGGGAUCCGACUUCGAAGAAGUCUGCUCCCUUGAAGCGUCUCGCAGAGACAGACGACUCAGACGAUGACCGCAAGCGCUUGCGGUUUGAUUUCCUACACGAUCCGACCGAGAUUGGUCGCAUGCAGGCCAUCCAGUCUGCAAGAAAUCAGCGCCGUCAGAGACCCCGCAAGAUACGCCGGCAGCUAAGCUCCGACUCGGAUGUCAGUGAGCCUGAGAUCGAGCGGGCCAGCUUCAACGCGCCAGCAACCGGUGCCCAGCCGACAAAGAUUGAGCCACAGCAAGAUGAUGACUCCGAGAUCGAGCGGGCCAGCUUCACCGCGCCAGCAACCGGUGCCCAGCCGACAAAGAUCGAGCCACAGCAAGAUGAUGACUCCGAGAGUGAGGACGACGUAGGACAGCAUCGGAAGAAACCUUUCCGGCUGGAGUAUCGUCGUCCACGUUGCGAUCCUGGCACGUCUCUUCUUCGAAACAUUUGGCUCGGACGAGGUGUAUCCCCCGAGGAGCGUCGUCGAAUCUUGGAACCAUUAAUUCGGGCAGAGCUCAAGGCUUGGAAGGCUGCGAAGGCUGCAGAGGCUGCGAAGGCUGCAGAGGCUGCCAAGGCUGCAGAGGCUGCCAAGGCAAGGAGCUCUCCUUGUUGA
Symbiodinium sp. CCMP2592 is the source of this 735-nucleotide messenger RNA. The record is from the annotation of a GenBank genome assembly. Lineage: Eukaryota; Dinophyceae; Suessiales; Symbiodiniaceae.